AUGUCCGAAGCUGCAGACCGCCUUCGGUGUGGAGGGCUGUGGAGCUCUGGAGGCAGAGUGGCGCUGGCCAUCGCGGCGGCAUUAUCUUUUUCACUUAUUGGUCACGCUGAAGGAAAAGGCUUCUCCACUAAACGCACAGGGAAGUACAAGAAGUGGAAACCGAGCUCCCAUUCGACACCAUACAAGAAGGGCGCUCGAGCACCUCCCAGUGGCGGCAGACCACAGAAGACAGAGGAAGAGGCCUCUACUGGUGGUGAACAGGAAGGUGGAAGCAAAAAGCGAAGUUCGCGCAACAAGCGACGUCGUCAAAUGACAGACAAAACCUUCCCCCUCAGGGCUGGCCUCGUGCUGCUGGCAGACUUAGUGGGCUUGUGCGGCGGUGGCUGCGCAUGGUAUGGCCAUUUCAGGCGUCCAGGUGAUUGUGUAGUCUGCUCACGCAAAGCACAACAAAGCGUGGCAAGGGAGGGCUUCUUGGAUGCAGCGCUCCGCUUUCCUGCUCCACAUGGUUUCGACAGCUUUUUCGCAGUGAAGCAGUUAUUGUUAUUGAUUUUGAAGGUUCUGAUCUACACGUUGGGGCUGAGAGACAUUAAUAACACCCCGUUGAUAUAUUCACAUUUUUCGUUGAUUGUCUUUCACAUUAUUUUGAUACCUUUGCUGUACCUUGCGGCGCAGUCAGAGGUUGACAUGCAGGUGAGAACCAAGACGCCAAUGAAUUCUGCGAAAAGUCAGAAGCAGACUUUGGUCGAAGCCGGCAUUGAGGUGUGCGAUGUCGACAUUAUGGUGCGGAUGUGGUUUAUUCUCUGCAGCAGGGAGCAGAGACACGCGUUCUUCUUCUCGUGCUCGAGGACAGCGCAUCUUGCAGCUCUGGGCACGCUGCAUUAUCUACCCGUGGCGCUGCAGGACGCGCUGGCAGGACUUUCGCCUUGGGCCCAACGAGCACUGAGAGAGGGGAAGGGGCGGCGCGUGUAG
This is a messenger RNA of Prorocentrum cordatum, 969 nucleotides long. The record is from the annotation of a GenBank genome assembly. Lineage: Eukaryota; Dinophyceae; Prorocentrales; Prorocentraceae.